Messenger RNA from Talaromyces proteolyticus, 1077 nucleotides. RefSeq names its product Alpha/Beta hydrolase protein. Gene Ontology annotation, biological process: biosynthetic process. NCBI's taxonomy places the organism in Eukaryota, Fungi, Ascomycota, Eurotiomycetes, Eurotiales, Trichocomaceae. The transcript has 2 exons. The coding region runs from base 1 to 1077 and encodes 358 amino acids. The record is from RefSeq and is a predicted model, not a curated record. Gene Ontology annotation, molecular function: acyltransferase activity, transferring groups other than amino-acyl groups.
AUGGAAUUGCAAUCUGCCCUUCCAAUCAUGUCAUCGUUACCAUCUGAACGCUCGACUGGCCCUCUGCAAGCGGCUGCUAUAGCAGAUAUCACGAAACAUUACUAUGAGAUAAGAGACUUUUCGUUUCAAGACGGCACCACUUUGGCUUCUGUCCGUCUUGCGUAUCUUGACCUGAAUCCAAACGAGACAAAAACGGCCCUAAUUAUCACCUGUUUUCGUGGCCGGCUCCAGUCAACCUUGACAUUUGCCAGUGGCGCGCUUCAAAACCACAGAAUCAUUGUGGUUGCGUUAUUUGGAAACGGUGAAUCAUCAAGUUCCUCUAAUACACCGGGAUUCCCCAGCUCCAUUGAUUACCGGGACUGUGUUCGUGCACAGCGAGAACUUCUCACUGCCUAUUUCAAGCUUGAAUCAGUCGACAUCAUCAUGGGCUUCUCCAUGGGCGGUCAAUGCACUUACUACUGGACCCUAAUGUACCCUGAUUAUGUUCAGAACGCCAUCAUCAUAUGUUCCUCAGCCAGAACCAGUCUACACAACUACCAAUUCCUAGAAGGACCGAAGGCCGCGCUACAGAAUUCAGCCGACUACGUAAAUAAAGACCUUGCUGGGACUUCUUCAAAGCCAACUCGUGGCCUUCACGCUUUUGGCAAGGCUUACUCGGCUUGGUUGACAAGCGCCGAGUGGUUCGAAAAGCAAAUGUUCAAAGCUUUGGGAUACGAGACAUUGAGGGACUGGGACGCCAAUGUGACUGAGGUAGGCUACUCUGGAUGGGAUCCUGAUGAUCUACUUGCCAAGUUGCACAUGUGGCAGAAGGGUGAUGUCACGGUAGUGGAUGCCUCUAGUGGUGGCUCAUUGGAACAGACAUUGUCGCUGAUUAAGGCGCGUGUACUAUUAAUGCCAUGCAAAACUGACCAAUACUUCCGUUGGGAGGUUAGUGAAAGGGAAUCUCGGAGUAUUCCAUCCGCAAUCGUGAAGGUGAUACCGUCGAUCUGGGGUCACAUAGCAGGAGCUGGCGCAAACCCAGUCGACACAAAUUGGAUGGACCAGACAAUCACCGAGUUUUUAGCAAAAGCACCGUAG